This is a messenger RNA of Manihot esculenta (cassava), 1486 nucleotides long. RefSeq names its product PRA1 family protein E. NCBI's taxonomy places the organism in Eukaryota, Viridiplantae, Streptophyta, Magnoliopsida, Malpighiales, Euphorbiaceae. The record is from RefSeq and is a predicted model, not a curated record. Gene Ontology annotation, cellular component: endoplasmic reticulum; Golgi apparatus. The coding region runs from base 240 to 878 and encodes 212 amino acids. Gene Ontology annotation, biological process: vesicle-mediated transport. The transcript has a single exon.
UUUCGUUCAUUGUCUACUUAUCUUCCAGGGAAGAGAAAAACCGGGCUGGUUCCUAUUUCUUCCCCAUCCAUCUCCGGGAGAAACCCUAAAAAUUAAACCUUGGGGUCAGGGGUUCUCUCCCUAAAUUUCUUUCAGUUCUCUCCUUUCUCCUUCGAAAUCGAAAUCCAAGUUUAGCUUUUUCUGAAAAUUUCCAGAUCCGCUCAGUUUUUUAUACCUAGUAUACUAACAAAACUAGUACUAUGUCUCUAAAAUCAUCCGCCGGUUAUGGCACCAUCCCUACCACCACCACCACCACCACCACCACCACGACGCAACCCCCACCAGAAACUGUCACCUCCCUCACUUUUAUCUCGCGCGCCACCACUGCAACUCAGAAUGUAAUAGCCACUCGACGUCCAUGGACGGAACUUCUCAACCGUUCCUCGUUCUCCCUCCCAUAUAGCUACGGGGAUGCCAUCUCCCGGAUCAAGUACAAUGCCAACUACUUUCGGGUAAAUUACGCCAUGGUAUUUCUCUUCAUUCUGUUUGCAGGACUUCUAUGGCACCCUGUCUCCAUGAUUGUCUUCAUUAUAAUAUUCAUUGCUUGGUUUGUCCUAUACUUCUCUCGGGAGGGUCCGGUGGUGUUGUUUAACAGAAGUUUUGAUGAUAGAGUUGUCUUGCUUGCGCUUGGAUUGGUUACUGUUGUGGCUUUGGCGUUUACCCAUGUUGGAUUGAAUGUGUUGGUAUCUUUGAUUGUUGGUGUUGUGGUUGUUGGCGUUCAUGCUGCUUUUAGAAAUACUGAGGAUUUGUUUCUUGACGAGGAGAGUGCAUUUGAAGGUGGGUUGCUUUCGGUUGUUGGGAGUCAACCUUUGAAGACCACAAGCUAUACUCGAAUUUGAUUGUUUUUAGGUGUUGCUUUGGUGAUCUGGAGUUGUUUGAAAUGGGUUUGGUGUUCUCUUCUUGGUUUGGUGUUACAAUGCUGCAUUGUCGGACUUUAAACCUAAGAUUUUGUAUGCAAAAUGAUGAGAAAAUUGGUAGCUAAUAGUUCGGUUGGUGCUUUCUAUGCCUUCUUUGGUUUUUCGUUGACUGUAAUGUUGUGUUGAUGGGAAUGGAUUGGGAGUGCAAAGCUGCAAAGCGGCAAGAAUGCUGUUAUAUAUCGAGUUGGCUUAUGUAGGAAGUAUUUGCGAAGGAGGUGAUCUCUAUUUUUUUUUUCUUCUAGAAAUUCUUAUUUUAGUCAUCAAUGUGAUUACUAAUUUGUCAGUUCCGGUUAUCUAUUAGUGGAAAAUGUUAUAGUUUUCUCUAAUUUUAGCACUGGUUGGAUCAUUGAAAUGGUCAAGCCAAAAAGUUCUUGUCUUCUGUCUCUUCUCUCUUCUGUGCUAUUAUUCUGAUAUAUGUCUAACACGGGGGACUUGAUUGAAGACAGUUGCAUUAGAUUCUUGGUUUAGUUCUGUCGAUAGCUUGUUUGCUUGAAAGCAAAAAGAUGUUGGAGCUUUCUUUUAUUGUUUCA